AUGUUACAGCCCUCGUUGAGUACAAGCACUCCACCACCACCUCCACCCAUGAAGAUGAUGAUGAAUGAUCAUUCCUUUGCUUCUUCUUCUCAACCAGUAUAUACUGGCUUGUAUUCAUUCCCAUCCAUGGUUGCUUCCAUGCAAUGUGUGGCAACACCUUCACCACCACUUGCUCAAUCAUCCAACAGUGCAACUCUUUCCAAUCGUACUAUUGCUGCUUCUGCAACACUUAGUAAUGUCAAACAAUGUGCCAACUACAAGUGUGGAACCACAAAGACUCCUCUCUGGAGAAAGGGAUGGACCAUUGAAGAACCUUCCUCAAAGAAUGGUUACAAACCAAAGACCGUCUUUUUGUGUAACAAGUGCGGUCUUCACUAUAGAAAGGGUCAUUAUUGCAAAGAGUGUUUAGAAAUCUUCAAAGAAAGUGACAUGAGAAAUGAAAAACAAUUUUGGCUCAUUUGUUCUCACUGCAAUCAAUGGAUUCACAAGAAGUGUAUGAAAGAGACUUGUCAAGAUGAAACUAAUUAUGUGUGUUGUGAAUGUAAAGAGAAUCCAAAUCGUACUCUCACAACCAAACGUAAGAAGAAAUCAACCACCACCGUCACUCCAAAACAAGUUUCUAGCGAAGAAGAGGAAGAAGAAAUUGUCAUUCCAAAGAGAAGAGUUCAACACAAACGUUCCUAUGAAUCUCCACAAGAAGAGGAAGAAAAUGACAAACCAUCUGAAACUACUAGUCCUGUUCAAAAAGAAGGAUCUACCACUCAUUCUCCAACUUCUCCAAAUUCAAUGCCAUUCAAGAAGAGAAUUAAAGGAACCAUGUCACCACCUACUUCACCACAAUCCAUGAUGCAACCAUUGAAGAUUAGUAGAAUCUAUUCAAAGAUUGCAUCUGAAAUUGAUGGUUACACUACAGAGACAUCCUCUCCAACAACCUCUGAGAAUGAAGAAGACUAUUCUCUUUCCUUCUCUCCAAUUAGAAUGCCAAGUGAUGGUCCAAGGGUGUUCCUUAUCAACCAACCAAUGAGUAUGAACUCUUCUUCAGCCAUUGACAUGUUGGCAUCCAUUUGUGAACAAAUGCAAUAA
Messenger RNA from Naegleria fowleri, 1083 nucleotides. RefSeq lists its product as uncharacterized. Gene Ontology annotation, molecular function: zinc ion binding; sequence-specific DNA binding. The transcript has 2 exons. The record is from RefSeq and is a predicted model, not a curated record. The coding region runs from base 1 to 1083 and encodes 360 amino acids. Gene Ontology annotation, biological process: regulation of DNA-templated transcription. NCBI's taxonomy places the organism in Eukaryota, Heterolobosea, Eutetramitea, Acrasida, Naegleriidae.